Messenger RNA from Raphanus sativus (radish), 695 nucleotides. RefSeq names its product dynein light chain 1, cytoplasmic. The coding region runs from base 235 to 516 and encodes 93 amino acids. Gene Ontology annotation, cellular component: dynein complex. The transcript has 3 exons. Gene Ontology annotation, biological process: microtubule-based process. NCBI's taxonomy places the organism in Eukaryota, Viridiplantae, Streptophyta, Magnoliopsida, Brassicales, Brassicaceae. The record is from RefSeq and is a predicted model, not a curated record. Gene Ontology annotation, molecular function: dynein intermediate chain binding; dynein light intermediate chain binding.
CCAUUUAUGAUUCUCACUAUUACUAUUAUUUCUUAGUAGUAACAAAAAGAUUGUGACCGAAAGAUAUCUUAAAGAUAAGAGAGAAAAAAAGAAAAGACAGAAUAUUACGUAAGCUUUAAGGUACUACGGUAACACAGUUACUUAAUCACAGGAAUAUAAAAUGACAGAACAUGUGGAGAUUAUCUAAAAACCUAUCGGAAAAGGUGAGAGAGGGAUAUACAUAGAGAGUUAAAGAUGCUAGAAGGGAAAGCGAAGGUGGAAGAUACAGAUAUGCCAGUGAAGAUGCAAAUGAAAGCAUUGAACAUUGCUUCUCAAUCUCUCGAUCUUUUUGAUGUCUCUGAUUGUCAAUCUAUCGCUGCUCACAUCAAGAAGGAGUUUGAUGAGAGAUACGGAAGUUGGUGGCAAUGUGUGGUGGGAUCAAACUUUGGGUGUUUCUUCACACAUUCUAAAGGAACUUUCAUCUAUUUCCAUUUGGGAACCCUCAACUUCCUCAUCUUCAAAGGAGCCACUCUUUAGUUUCUUAAUAAUUAACACCCAUGUUUUAUAUUUUUCUUUGUUCUUCUAAACUGAGAAGUAGCUUUUGUUUGUGUAUGAAGCUAUAGUUUUGUUUUUUCUCUUUUCCUUUCUGUAAUAGAUAAUGUUUUUCAUGUAAAUUGUGAGAUCAUGUAUCUGUAUAAUAUGGAUUUUGAGAUUAA